This is a messenger RNA of Castor canadensis (American beaver), 3099 nucleotides long. It is a transcript of the gene Smad7, whose product is annotated as SMAD family member 7. Gene Ontology annotation, molecular function: I-SMAD binding; transcription regulator inhibitor activity. Gene Ontology annotation, biological process: cell differentiation; anatomical structure morphogenesis; SMAD protein signal transduction. Gene Ontology annotation, cellular component: heteromeric SMAD protein complex. NCBI's taxonomy places the organism in Eukaryota, Metazoa, Chordata, Mammalia, Rodentia, Castoridae. The record is from RefSeq and is a predicted model, not a curated record.
CGCGCAGGGCGCGGGCCGCGCGGGGUGGGGCAGCCGGAGCGCAGGCCCCCGAGCCCCGGCGGGCGCCCCCGGGCCCCCGCGCGCGCCCCGGCCUCCGGGAGACUGGCGCAUGCCACGGAGCGCCCCUCGGGCCGCCGUCGCUCCUGCCCGGGCCCCUGCUGUUGCUGCUGUCGCCUGCGCCUGCUGCCCCAACUCGGUACCCGACUUCUUCAUGGUGUGCGGAGGUCAUGUUCGCUCCUUAGCCGGCAAACGACUUUUCUCCUUGCCUCCUCGCCCCGCAUGUUCAGGACCAAACGAUCUGCGCUCGUCCGGCGUCUCUGGAGGAGCCGUGCGCCCGGCGGCGAGGACGAGGAGGAAGGCGCGGGGGGAGGCGGAGGCGAGCUGCGGGGAGAAGGGGCGACGGACGGCCGGGCGCAUGGGGUUGGUGGCGGCGGCGUGGGCAGGGCUGGCUGCUGCCUGGGCAAGGCGGUCCGAGGUGCCAAAGGUCACCACCAUCCCCACCCCCCAGCCGCGGGAGCCGGCGCGGCCGGGGGCGCCGAGGCGGAUCUGAAGGCGCUCACGCACUCGGUGCUCAAGAAACUGAAGGAGCGGCAGCUGGAGCUGCUGCUCCAGGCCGUGGAGUCCCGCGGCGGUACGCGCACCGCGUGCCUCCUGCUGCCCGGCCGCCUGGACUGCAGGCUGGGCCCGGGGGCGCCCGCCAGCGCGCAGCCCGCGCAGCCGCCCUCAUCCUACUCGCUCCCCCUCCUGCUGUGCAAAGUGUUCAGGUGGCCGGAUCUCAGGCAUUCCUCGGAAGUCAAGAGGCUGUGUUGCUGUGAAUCUUACGGGAAGAUCAACCCCGAGCUGGUGUGCUGCAACCCCCAUCACCUUAGCCGACUCUGCGAACUAGAGUCUCCCCCCCCUCCUUACUCCAGAUACCCGAUGGAUUUUCUCAAACCAACUGCAGACUGUCCAGAUGCUGUGCCUUCCUCUGCGGAGACAGGGGGAACGAAUUAUCUGGCCCCUGGGGGGCUUUCAGAUUCCCAACUUCUUCUGGAGCCUGGGGAUCGGUCACACUGGUGCGUGGUGGCAUACUGGGAGGAGAAGACGAGAGUGGGGAGGCUCUACUGUGUCCAGGAGCCCUCCCUGGACAUCUUCUAUGAUCUACCUCAGGGGAAUGGCUUUUGCCUCGGACAGCUCAAUUCGGACAACAAGAGUCAGCUGGUGCAGAAAGUACGGAGCAAAAUCGGCUGUGGCAUCCAGCUGACUCGGGAAGUGGAUGGCGUGUGGGUGUACAACCGCAGCAGUUACCCCAUCUUCAUCAAGUCCGCCACACUGGACAACCCGGACUCCAGGACGCUGUUGGUGCACAAGGUGUUCCCCGGUUUCUCCAUCAAGGCUUUCGACUAUGAGAAGGCCUACAGCCUGCAGCGGCCCAACGAUCAUGAAUUCAUGCAGCAGCCGUGGACGGGUUUCACAGUGCAGAUCAGCUUCGUGAAGGGCUGGGGCCAGUGCUACACCCGCCAGUUUAUCAGCAGCUGCCCGUGCUGGCUAGAGGUCAUCUUCAAUAGCCGAUAGCACGUGGGGACUGCACGGACCGUGGGAGAGGACAGAAUGGAGCGUGAGCCGAGCAGGCCACCAUUCAAACUACUUUGCUGCUAAUAUUUUCCUCCUGAGUGCUUGCUUUUCAUGCAGACUCUUUGGUCGGUUUUUUGUUGUUGUGUCUUUUUUUUUUCUUCCUUGUUGUUCUUGUGUGUGUUGUGUUUUGUUCUUUGAGAAAUAGCUUAUGAAAAGACUUUUUUUUUUUUUUUAUUGGGAGGGGCAGGUGUGGUUGGCAGGACACCUCGAAAGGAAAAGGGGAAGCAAGAGCCAGCCCCCCACCCCGCAAGCUCAGUACGUGAAGGGGGGGCACUCCCUCCACUUGUGGGUCAGCAUUUCACUUGUCAGGAGUGUAUGUGCUAGUGUGUCUGAAAAUGUGUGCACACAUGUGUGCGUGAAUAACAGAUGGGGAAAUGGCUUGCUCUUUGUGUUCCUUACGAUGUCCCCAGCUGAGAGGCCUGCAGUUCCCAGCUGUGUGUUUCUCGGUCCUUUGGACAUGCUCAGUGGGGCAGAGGCAGUACCUGAGCAGGCCGGCGGCUGGUGUCUCAGCAGCUGCCAGAGCAAGGCUCUGCCCAGCCUGCCCCCCCCCCAACUCCUUCCCCCUCUCCCCACCCCCACCUUAGGACACAGGCCUAUCCACAGGCUUCUGAGAAACUGAGCCUGCUAGAGGCUGAACCAGAACCAAUUGUUCUCAUCCCUGUCUUACUUCCCCCUGCCACCCCGCUGCCAUUGUGUGUGUCUUUUUUUGGCCAUCUGCUCCUGGAUCUCUGAGAUGGGCUUCCUGAGGGCUGCCGGGGCGGCCCAGUCACAGUAUUGCUCACCCAGUGCCCUCUCAGGCCCUUCAGCCUGUCCCCUGCCCUGUUACAUCAGGUUUCUUCUCCCAGACUUUGAAAGCCAGCUCAGCACUUUUGUCCCCUCCCCAGCCUGUGUGUUGAGCUCUGCCGUUAGACCAGCGAGGGGCAUCGGGGAAGGGACCUGCUCAAUGGCCCCCUCCCACACAGAAGGGUUUGGUCCACCAUAACCCAAGGUACCAUCCUAGGCUGAUGCCCAGCUCCUCUUACUUCUACAACUCAUACACUCGUAUGAUACUCGGACACUGUUCUUGGCUCAAUGAGCAUGUUUAAACUUUAACAUAAGCUAUUUUUCUAACUACAAAGGUUUAAAUGAACAAGAGAAAAGCAUUCUCAUUGGAAAUUUAGCAUUGUAGUGCUUUGAGAGAGAAAGGACUCCUGAAAAAAUCCUGAGAUUUAUUAAAGAAAAAAAUGUAUUUUAUGUUAUAUAUAAAUAUAUUAUUACUUGUAAAUAGAAAGACGUUUUAUAAGCAUCAUUAUUUAUGUAUUGUGCAAUGUGUAUAAACAAAAAAAGAAAAGAUGCACUUUGCUUUAAUAUAAAUGCAAAUAACAAAUGCCAAAUUAAAAAAGAUAAACACAAGAUUGGUGUUUUUUCUAUAGGUGUUAUCACCUAGCUGAAUGUUUUUCUAAAUUGUUUAUGUUCCAUUAAACAAUUUUUAAAAUGUAUACUUGA